Messenger RNA from Rhodofomes roseus, 990 nucleotides. RefSeq lists its product as uncharacterized. The transcript is spliced from 4 exons. Bases 182 to 895 code for a protein of 237 amino acids. Lineage: Eukaryota; Fungi; Basidiomycota; Agaricomycetes; Polyporales; Fomitopsidaceae. The record is from RefSeq and is a predicted model, not a curated record.
ACGAGGAAUUAUGCUUGACGACACAGGAAUACUCUAGCAGCAAUUGAAGGUAAGGUUCGGCGAAGAGCGAAAAGGAGGGAGGCCGUGAAGAAGGACGUCGAAAGAGAAAGCUCCCUCACCGGCGACCAGGAGGACUCGGAGAGGAGAGGACAGCGCAGGGCUCCUGUUUCACUCGCCUUACAUGUCUCCCGAGUCUGUCUUGGCCUACACGGGUGGCGGCGCCUCCUCGACGCGUGCGCGAUGGCGCCCAAUCAAAUGCCGUGAUUGGGCGCACAGCCCUCCUGCCCGUGAUCGCGUUUCCCUCUUCUCAGUGGCCGGGCCCUCCCCACGUCCGCUUCGGACCAUCAUCGACGCGUACACAGGUGUACGCGUUCUCUGCGAGUGUACGACUUCUCCCUCAAACGCUCCUCCAGGAUGUUCGCCACGCUGCAGGACGAACAGGGGUGCACGUCGAACCCUAGCUGGACAAGUACCGACAGGAGCCACUACGAACAAGCCCAAAAUCGGGUGCCUAAUCGCCGGUGCUGGAGCCGUGUCUCACACUCAGCCCUGCACCAGCCUGGGAGCAAGGCCGCACCGCCCGCCGGGAAGAGUUCACGCGGGGUGUUGUCAUAUUCUUUUCCUCCUACCCUCAUCUCCUGGUGAAUGGGCCUCGAGUCUCGACGUCAGCCAUGACUGCCCUUGUCAAGAAACUGCAGCUUCGUCAUGCUGGAUUCCUCAACACGGCCUCGAACCGCUCCAUCUACUUAGGCUCUUGACUCCGCAGGGGAACCCGAGCGCCUCGCCCACUGUAACCUCAAGCUACCGAGUGAAUUGCUCGUGGGUCACAGCAACCCGCGUAUUGACGGUGGCGAGCUUUGAGCUCAUCAAGAAAGUCACAAUCAUUCGUAAAUGAAAUCGCUCGGGGAGGUCUCCGCCACUCUAUGCUGAAGAAGAAGAAGGGAGUAGCUGGGGCAGGGCCAAUGGUUCUCGGGCCCGCUACUGCAUCGU